AUGGCUACCGCAGCUCCCGUAUUCAGAAUCGUGUCCAUGAAGUCGGGAACUCCCUUCCAGUAUCAAAAUAUCGUGCUGAAGGAUGGCCAAAUAUACAUUUCUGGCCAAGACAGCCCCAUCAACUUCCUUUUGAACGACGACAAGACCUUGAUAGACGCUACAAACAACAGAUUCAUCCAGAUCCACGAAAACGAAGUGGAAGAGACCUCCAGUAAGUCAUUGGCCACUAAGGGCUUUGCCCUCAAGGACGGCUACUUGACUCUCGGUGACAAGACUUUCUAUGCUUGCGCUAAUGGCGACAGCUACAAGUUGACCACCCACUGUGAAUCGGGCGACUCCAUUGCCCUCAAGAUCACCGAACAGACAAACUCGAACUAG
Suhomyces tanzawaensis NRRL Y-17324 is the source of this 378-nucleotide messenger RNA. RefSeq lists its product as uncharacterized. NCBI's taxonomy places the organism in Eukaryota, Fungi, Ascomycota, Pichiomycetes, Serinales, Debaryomycetaceae. The record is from RefSeq and is a predicted model, not a curated record. The coding region runs from base 1 to 378 and encodes 125 amino acids. The transcript has a single exon.